Messenger RNA from Suillus subaureus, 969 nucleotides. RefSeq lists its product as uncharacterized. The record is from RefSeq and is a predicted model, not a curated record. The transcript has 2 exons. Lineage: Eukaryota; Fungi; Basidiomycota; Agaricomycetes; Boletales; Suillaceae. The coding region runs from base 141 to 653 and encodes 170 amino acids.
GCGGUUUUGCAGAUAGGCUUGUAGUACAACUCUCAAGCAAACAAUUAGAUCUUGGGUGAGAGAGCUUCGCUCAUUAACGUCAUAGGGUUCCAAAUAUUUCUCUGAUCUCCCUCCUAUUCGGCUACAAGGCAGAAUCGCAAAUGGUUGACGGUGCUCGCCCCAUCCGGUCUGCAAAGUCUGGUAAUGAUUGGACUUUCAAUGAUCUCAUGGCAUACAAUAUCACCGUCACGCCUCAUUCGCCUGAACAGUUUUUUCGUCAAAACCAUGGAAUGCUCCUGGAGGGUGUAGAUCCGUCACUCCUUAAUUCCACCCUUGAUGACGAGAAUAUCUCAGACGCCGUUUUCGAAUAUCUAGGCCAUCUUGAUCUGGCUACCAAUGCCACUCAAGAAAGUUUCAUUGACGCAUUUGCUCAGAAAACUCUUCACAUACUCGGCUUUGUUGAACGUGGCUUAAUCCUUACCACACGUCAUAAUAUCGCACUACGGAUCUGUGGCGAUGACCAGCGAGUUGCCCAAACAGGCGUGUGUCUGCUCGAUCUGCGAUCGAUGAUCUUGCUUGUUCUGCACCCAUCUUCUAUCUCGUCCCUGUCACAGAAGCGCUCAGCAAUGCGGUUGCCACUGGCCAGUAUCCCGAAGCUAAAACAACGGUCGUGAAGUGUGUCACCUCUUUAGGGCACAACCGUCGAAUCAGCGAAGGCAUGGAGACGCCGGAGUAUAGGCGCGUUGCUUUUGAGCGUUUUCUCGCAUUCAAAGCACUUGCGAAGGAGCAUUGGCAGACAUUCAUUGUCUGACUUACGUCCUUUCCGUGAUUUUUUUGUAACGAUUAGUUUCUUGAUCCGACUGGUGUAUGUACUGUAAAAACUAGACAAUGUAGGGUACUGCAUGCGCUGCGAGAUAAUACUUGGCUCCAUUUUUCGUGUCAUGGGACACAAACAUAUGAUGACCCCUUCAAUUCUGCCUUUCUCAUGCG